AACCCGCGACCAAAACCCUAGCCGCCGUCCACCGAUGGCGAAGCGCCCGCGUCACGGCGGCGCUGGCCCCUCCAGAUUGCCGCCCUUAGGGCGGAAGCUCCGCCUCUACAUAUUAAACGGCGGCCUAGCCGGCGCCGGCGCCUCCGCCGAGGACGUCGCCGACACCCUCCGCAUCCACCACCCCGAGUUCCGCCGCCAGAAGCUCGACCCCUUCAUCGCCUUGGUCCGCCGCGUCCUCUCCUCGAUACCCUCCCCCUCAUCCUCCUCCUCCGGCUCCUCCGCAUCCCGUCGCCGCCACGACGCCCACGCCACGACCUCCUCCUCCACCUCCGUCUCCGACGAGGCCGCACACCCGCCACCGUCCCCCGCCUUCGACUUCAAUUCCUCGCUCCGCUCCCAGUACGCCGUGCGUGCGCAGACGCCCAAGCGGAACCCCGCCGCUAACCAGCAGCAGCUGGAGAUUGAGGUGACCGCAGAGAAGGCGCGCCGCCUCAUCACGUCCGACGGGGGCGCCGGCGGAGAUGCUAAGCCGGACGCCGCGGCCUCUGAAGGAAUCGUCAGAGGGGAGAAGGGGCCGAGGUUCGCCGAUCUCGGUGGGAUGGAGGCGGUGAUAGAGGAGCUGAUGAUGGAAGUGGUCGUGCCCUUGUGCCAUCCGGAGCUGCCGCAGCGCCUUGGGGUUAGGCCUGUCGCUGGGCUGCUGCUACACGGACCGCCUGGUUGCGGAAAGACCACCCUUGCGCAUGCCAUUGCCAAUGAGACUGGUGUGCCAUUCUACAAGAUCUCAGCCCCGGAGGUCGUAUCUGGGGUAUCUGGAGCUUCUGAGGAAAACAUCAGGGGCUUGUUUCAGAAGGCCUAUAGGACUGCUCCCUCGAUUGUAUUCAUUGAUGAAAUAGAUGCAAUUGCAUCUAAGAGGGAGAAUCUGCAACGAGAGAUGGAGCGACGGAUAGUUACUCAAUUAAUGACAUGCAUGGAUCAAUUCCACCAGAAUAUUGGAUCGGGCAGCAGUGAUUUGGACGCAGAAUCAUCUGAAAAGAAACCUGGUUAUGUUAUUGUCAUUGGAGCCACGAAUAGGCCUGAUGCUGUGGAUCAAGCUCUGCGGCGGCCGGGAAGGUUUGAUCGAGAGAUAUCUCUUGGUGUUCCAGAUGAGAAUGCACGAAAACAGAUACUGAAGAUGCUUACUCAGAAUCUCCGACUUGAAGGCGAAUUUGACUUGUUCAAGAUAGCUAGGGCCACACCAGGUUUUGUUGGUGCUGACCUGAAGGCGUUAGUGGACAAAGCAGGCAAUCUAGCAAUGAAGAGAAUAAUUGAUGAAAGAAGAGCUCAGUACUGUCGUAAUCAUGAUGGAAAUAGCAAGCAUGACUGGUGGAGACAACCUUGGGAUGCCGGUGAGGUGGAGGGCCUACAUAUUACAAUGGACGACUUUGAGGAAGCAACCAAAAUGGUUCAACCAUCCUUGAGAAGAGAAGGGUUUUCAUCUGUCCCUGAUGUCACAUGGGAUGAUGUUGGAGGUCUUGAUUCAUUGAGGAAAGAGUUUGACCGCUGCAUUAUUCGAUGUAUCAAGCAUCCUGAAGAUUAUGAGGUGUUUGGAGUGAAUAUGCAAGCUGGCUUCCUGUUGUUUGGACCUCCAGGCUGUGGGAAAACACUAAUAGCAAAAGCAGUGGCCCAUGAGGCAGGGGCUAAUUUUAUUCAUAUCAAGGGGCCUGAGCUAUUGAACAAGUACGUUGGGGAAAGUGAAUCAGAAGUGAGGAAAAUAUUCACUCGGGCACGCACAAAUUCCCCAUGCAUCUUAUUUUUCGAUGAGGUAGAUGCUUUAACAACAAAGAGAGGGAAAGAGGGAGGAUGGGUUGUUGAACGUCUCCUAAAUCAGUUACUUAUUGAACUUGAUGGUGCUGAUCAACGGCAAGGUGUCUAUGUGAUAGGAGCUACAAACAGAAUUGAUGUGAUAGAUGAUGCUGUUCUACGGCCUGGUAGAUUUGGGAAGAAACAUUUUGUACCUUUACCUGGUGCAGAAGAGCGGGUCUCAAUAUUAAAAGCACAUGCUCGAAGCAAGCCCAUCUCAUCUGAUGUCGAUUUGGCUGCACUGGCACAUCGUGAGGAAUGCAACAAUCUCACUGGGGCUGACCUAGCAUCACUGGUCAAUGAAGCAGCGAUGGCAGCAUUGGAAGAGAGAUUGGAAUUCCUUGACAACGGGAUAUCGUCAAUGAGUUCCUCUUCUUUGAUUGAGCUGUCACACUUCGAACGUGCUCUAUCAAAGGUUAAGCCAUCAGUAUCUGAACAGCAAAUUAGACAUUACGAGGCAUUGUCAAAGAGAUACUCGUCAAGCUGAUGGAUCACCAUGUCUCUGUUUUGGUGUAUGUAUAUGCCUGUACCAUGUUUUCCGCUUGUAGUCGACGAUGGCUGCAGGGAGUACACGACACUGAAGUGGAUAAGCUCGUGUUAACAUAGGGAACAAAGAGCUAUCAAUUUUGUUCUUGCUUAUUUCUACCGGCUUGGCCUACGGGCAACUUUGUAUGACCUUAAAGGUACAUCAUACAUUAAUGACAGUUUUGCGUGAAAUGAAAUAUAGCAAGAAA
Panicum hallii is the source of this 2573-nucleotide messenger RNA. Its product is annotated as cell division control protein 48 homolog C. The transcript has 10 exons. Gene Ontology annotation, biological process: ribosome biogenesis. The record is from RefSeq and is a predicted model, not a curated record. The coding region runs from base 35 to 2326 and encodes 763 amino acids. Lineage: Eukaryota; Viridiplantae; Streptophyta; Magnoliopsida; Poales; Poaceae. Gene Ontology annotation, cellular component: nucleus. Gene Ontology annotation, molecular function: RNA binding; ATP binding; ATP hydrolysis activity.